UACGCCGUCUUUAUCGGCCUCGUUGUCAUCGCGGCCCUGUGCGUUGCGUCGUGGCUCCUUGCCCCCAAGGGAGAAAACCAAGUGCUCUGGCGGUCAUCGCUGAUUCUCGCCAUCGUGAGCUGCUACCUGAUGUGGGCCAUCACCUUCAUGGCCCAGCUGCACCCCCUGAUUGCGCCGAGACGAACCGGCAUUCGCGAAGAGUACCUCGAUGAAUAG
Molecule: messenger RNA, 216 nt
Organism: Fusarium vanettenii 77-13-4
Lineage: Eukaryota; Fungi; Ascomycota; Sordariomycetes; Hypocreales; Nectriaceae
Exons: 2
Biological process (GO): vacuolar acidification; proton transmembrane transport
Cellular component (GO): vacuolar proton-transporting V-type ATPase, V0 domain
Molecular function (GO): proton-transporting ATPase activity, rotational mechanism
Source: RefSeq, a predicted model, not a curated record